This is a messenger RNA of Brenthis ino (lesser marbled fritillary), 5814 nucleotides long. The record is from the annotation of a GenBank genome assembly. Lineage: Eukaryota; Metazoa; Arthropoda; Insecta; Lepidoptera; Nymphalidae.
AUGAUGCACGAAAUUCACGACAAUGCUGGGGCAGAUGCAAACGACGUGAUGGAGGAAAACGAGGGCGGUGGGAGUGGGGAUGCCGAGGUCGAUAUGGACGAUUUCGGCUCCCUCUCAUUACCUCCUGACCUUCCUCCUUACUCGGGCGAUUAUAUUAUCAGCGACUACAUGGAACGCCUUGGAACACGUCUUAAUAUUUUGGAAACUGAAUUAAAAUAUGCAUGGCGGGCACUCGAUCUACUCAGCCAAGAAUAUGUAAGAAUGUGGGAUCGCUUAGAGAGACUAGAAACAUUGCUUGCUGAUCAACAAGGUGUAAUAUCGACUCUUCUCGAUUUCUAUGCAUGUCGCACUGUAACUUCCAGAGACCCUAUGUCUAGAUUAGAAGUUAUAAGAGAAAUAUUGGGUAAUGGUACGGUUGAAGAUGGUAUAGAAGAAGGCUUAGACAUUGGUCGGAGUGCAGUAUUACUAGAUCCUCAGGAAGAAGUUAUGGAGUCAAAUGAGGCAUUUUAUAGAAGCUUAAAUCAAGCUUAUAGAGAUGAUCUAGUGUGUGACGAAACUUCAAGACCAUCUUCACAAUUGGAUAUGAUCUGGGAAGCACCCGAAGAAACCGAUGUAGAAAUUAUUCCAACAACAUCAAGACAAAUUUAUAGUUCCAGUGAUUAUAAAAAUUACUGUGGAUUACAAGGAGGACCUGGUAUAAGUGAAAGAGACAUAGUUCAUUUAUCUACCUUAAGUACAAUAGAUCAAAUAACAGUAGAUAAAUUACAUGAAUUAGAUAGGUUGACAACCCAAUUACACAAAGAUUCGAGAGAGUUAAAAGACUUGAAAACAAGACUCCUUAGUCCGGAAACAAAACUAACAGCGAAACAUGACAGGGAUAUAGAAGCAAAAACUUUGGUUGAAGAUGGUAAUAUAAUUAACGAACAACUAAAAAACAUGUACGCAGGCGGAGAGAACUGGGGUAUUAAUGAUAUGAUGAAGAGUUUUGAUGAUUUUAUUUUAGGAUUACCAAAAGAAAGUAAUAUGAGGGAUAAAUCUCCUUCAAGGCUAUCACUUGCUGAACAUAGUGCCGCAGAUAGGACAUUAGAAUACUUACCACCAACUCUGUCUCCUCGAAGAAAAUUUGUGCCUGAAAGAACUACAACAGAGCCUUAUACAACGGUAACGGGUCGAUUGGCAUAUAGUUCAGCAGUAGCCAACGCUGAAAUAGCAGCAAAGUCAUCUAAAUCACCUAGUGCGAUUUCCAGAGAAAGAUUUGAUUAUAGCUCACCAUAUCAAGUUGAUCCAUCGAGACAAAACUAUUUUUCCACUAAAAGUACAACGCAAACUUUAAAUGAAAUAUAUAAAACAACGGAACAAAGCUCUCCUUUAUCUGUACAAGAUAUAUAUGAUGAACCUGCAGAUAGUAGACUUGAAAUGAAUUAUGAAGAAAACAGGUUGCGAAAAUCUCCAAGUCCACCGCCACCAGCACCUCCUAAUGGUGUUGACAUUUUUCCAUCAAUUGAAAAUAAUAAUGAACUACUGUCAACACACCAAUCUAUGAAUCUAUCGACGGGUAGUGCAAUUCCAUCAGAUAAUUUACGACUAAGCCCUCGUUCACCUAAGUCUCCUAAAACUUCCCCAAAACAUUUAAAAAGAGAUAGUACCAAUAUUGUAGCAGCAAAAUCAGAUUCUGGAUUAUCGUCUAUGAGUGGUUGGUCCAGUUUAGAAAAAAGUCCAGGUUCGCCAAAAACAGGGAGAGUUAGUCAUUCUGUUCAUGAAAGUCAUAAGAUAAGAAUUCCUUCCCCACAGUCCGUUCAAAGAAUGACUUGUGAUAUAGAUUCCAAACCUUAUUUAGAAACUUUAGUAGAUUCAUACCAGUAUGAGGAUAAAAGUAUCAAAAGAGAUUAUAACUUACGUAAAGGUGACAGCUUUAAAGAUUCUUCUAUAGAUAUAAAUAGGUUACAGGAAAAAAUGGAUUCUAGUUUUUUUAAAAGUGAUAUUCCAUAUUCAAUACCUAGUCAAAAUACACUUAAUAAUAUAGAGUAUUAUUACCAAAAUGAAGCACCUUCAAUAUAUUCCGUUGCUGGAAAUAGGCAACCAAUUUUCACUACUGUGUAUAGUACACCAAGAGGUAUGCUUACUGAAGAUACACAUUUUUCCGAGUUAUUAGAUAGAAAUGAAAUUACGGAAUCGGUUCCUAAGCAAACAAUUGACUCCUAUCCACCUGAGCCUAGUUAUCAUGCUCAAACUGUUGUUAUGUCUUCUUCAAACAUAAAUAAAAAACCAUUAACGAGGGCAAAUACAAUGGGAGCUAAUGAAAUACAUUUUCAUCAAAAUGGAUAUAAAGCAAAUAAUCAUCGUUCCGGAUAUCCACCUGGAAAUCUUACUGAUGCACUUUCUUACUAUCCAACAUCUAGUAGAUAUGACUCUCCGAAAAGAAUGCCUAUGGAAGAUCAAAUAGCUUGGCAAGGAAAUCGAUCGCCGACUAGUUCAAUGGAAACAUCUAGUUUAAAAUCACAUUCCCUUAACAUAACAGAAAGAAAACAAUUUCAAAACCAAUUACAACAAGAAUAUUUUAAGCAACAACAGUAUGAUCAACGAAAUGGUAAUGCAAUAAAUGAAGACCAAGAAUACGAUAAACAAAUCAUAGAUCACUCCAUGGCAAGAAAAGAACAAUAUGUAGAUUCAACCGGAGUGUUAGUUUCAGAAUCAGGUUACUUAUCUAUAUCAUCAAAUCUUAGGGGGAAAACUCAAGACAAACAGUCAAAGAAACCAAAACGUACCUCGUCUUUAAAAUCUGCUAUGUCAUCUGUAACUCAUUGGCUCCCCGAUCUGCAUUUACCUAAAAAACACAGAUCACACUCAUUGCCUUCAGGAGUUGACACAGUUGAGCAAGCCCAGCAAGAAAAAACUCUGAAGGAAAGAAUAUUAUCUGCUCAAAGACGCAAGAAAAAAUAUCAUUUGGUCGCCUCAAUGUCAGGACUAUUACAAAAAGCUAGAAGAAAGCAGCAAGCAAGCCAUCAAUCCUUAUCAGACCCAGAAACCUCAGAAACAGAAUGGUCUGGUGGUAGAUCUAGUGCCCAGUCGGAAGAUAGUGACAGUGUAUUCUCUGACUCUACACACGAAGGAAAUGUAUUUGCAAAAGUACCAGUUAAACCUAAACAACGAAAAAUGAAUAAUCAAGAAAUAAUCGAACAGCAACAAAUGAUUCAAGAAUUACAAAAACAAGGCGUGGAAUUUCAUGAUGAAGAUAAUGAACGUAUUAUAGAAGAAAAUGACAAAUUUCAAACAAAUGCAUUACCACGAGAUAAGAGCGAUGAUAUCGAUUUCCAUUUUGCUCGUGUAAGCCAAAUGAAAAAAGAUGACAUAACAGAACUUGAAAAACUAGAUAUUGAUACUGAUAUAUCUAAUGUUGACCCAUUUGAAGAGGAUGUGAAGGAAGAUAAUCGUUCUCCUGCGUCUUUAUUUGCUACCGUUGGAGACGUUAAAAAAGCAUCUGCAUCUCUAGACGAGGGUGUAAUUGAAAAUAAUACAUCUUAUAGUGGAAGCUCUCAAGAAUUUGCAGUUUCUAGAGCUUUAGGUAAAUAUCGCUUACGUAAGUCAUCAUCCGUAUCUGACGAUCAAAUGUCCGAUACAUCUCCACCAAAAAUCGAAACAAAUAUACCAGAAGAACCAGCACAUCUACCAAGACAGAAAUUAAAGAAAUCAGCUAAAUCUAGUCCACCAGAAAUAAUAAGUAGUUCAGCACCUGAAGAAUCGAUGUCCUUUUCUGAGCACAGUCCAUCAAUUCAAAGCGCUCGUGGUUUACCCAAUAAAUUUCAACCACGCCAACAGCAAAGCUUGGAUAUACCAAAUAAGCACGACGACGAUGACAGUAAAAGUACUCAUUCUUGGCGAAGUGGUUCAAGAGUAUCUUCUAGACGUCAAAGCACAGAAGAUAGUAUAGACUCCGAGGAUGAGUGGUAUUGUUAUGAAUUAAGAAAAUUAGAAGAAAUGGAACAUCAGUCUCAGCUAGAAGCUGAAAGGGAACAAACACUAGAAGAAGAACCUGAAAUUGAAGAGGAACCGGUUGAACCGAAAGAAGACUUAAAAGAAAAAAUGUCUUUUGUGUUGAGAGAGUUAAAACUUAAAACUGCAACAAUCAAAGUAAAGUGUGAUGAAACACCACAGGAAGAGACUUGGAAAGAAGUGACAACAUUCCCGGUAAUGGAUGAAAAAAUUGAUGAUGAUUUGCACACAGAAGAGGAAUCAGACGAUGACAAGUCUUAUGCGGAUUCAGGUUCUGGGGAAACAUCUGGUCCUGACAGUCCAGUGCAAAGUGGUGAUGAGUUUGAAGAAGAUUAUGAUGCACCUGAGCAGCAAUCCCAGAAACCUAUUCAGGUUAAACCGCCACAACAGCAAGAGGCCCCAGUAGGAAGUAAAUGGAAGCUACUAAAAGCAUUAAAGGAUCGAAAAGCAGAAGAAAAGACAACUGAAACGCCUGCAGCUACUACACCAUCGACGGAGAAGGACAAAGUUAGCGCUGGUAAUGGCACCGGCGGUUUUAAUGACCAAGGCGGACGCGGAAAUGGGCACCCUGGCGAUAAUCCAUUUUAUAGUAAUAUCGACAGCAUGCCUGAUAUUAGGCCGAGGAGAAAAUCCAUCCCUCUCGUAUCCGAACUUGUUCUCAAGACGAUGGCUGCAACUAAAAGGAACGCAGGUUUGACAUCGGCUGUUCAUCGAGCUACGUUGAAUGAUGAAGAAUUAAAAAUGCACGUUUACAAGAAGACCUUGCAAGCCUUAAUAUACCCAAUAUCCUCAACUACGCCUCAUAAUUUUGUACUAUGGACGGCCACAUCACCGACUUACUGCUACGAAUGUGAAGGUUUACUCUGGGGAAUUGCAAGGCAAGGAGUUAGGUGCACAGAGUGUGGUGUCAAAUGCCACGAGAAGUGUAAAGAUUUGCUCAAUGCCGAUUGUCUACAGAUGUGUUUCGCAGGGGCUGCUGAAAAGUCUUCGAAACACGGCGCCGAAGACAAAGCUAACUCAAUUAUAACUGCGAUGAAAGAACGAAUGAAACAGCGAGAACGAGAUAUGCCAGAAAUUUUCGAACUUAUCAGACGCGUGUUCAGCAUCGAACCAGAGGGACAUUCGGCACACAUGAGCACCGUGAAGCAGUCCGUCCUAGAUGGCACCUCGAAAUGGAGCGCGAAGAUCGCCAUCACAGGUUCGGAGAUGUGUCGUGGUUUUCUUUUUCAGAUCCGUUUGCAGAUAUCCAGGCGGACUUUUAACGUCGACCCCGACACUCACAUAGACAGCCUCGAACAGGCCGAGCAAAUCACUAUUGAAGGGACUUCGAAAUGGUCCUGCAAAAUCGCCAUCACAGUUAUCUGCGCUCAGGGGUUGAUAGCUAAAGAUAAAAGUGGAACAUCAGACCCGUACGUAACCGUCCAAGUAAGCAAAGUCAAGAAGAGGACCAGAACUAUGCCUCAAGAGCUCAAUCCAGUUUGGAACGAGAAAUUUUACUUUGAAUGCCACAAUUCUUCGGAUCGGAUAAAAGUAAGAGUUUGGGAUGAAGACAACGACUUGAAAUCUAAACUUCGACAAAAGUUGACGAGGGAAUCGGACGAUUUCUUGGGUCAAACCAUAAUUGAGGUACGGACACUAUCAGGUGAAAUGGAUGUGUGGUACAACCUAGAAAAGAGAACAGAUAAGUCAGCAGUAUCGGGAGCUAUCAGAUUGCAUAUCAAUGUUGAAAUAAAAGGAGAGGAAAAAGUAGCCCCCUAUCACGUUCAGUUUAAAUUAAGGUUUAAAAGCUUACAGGAAAGAGUCAUUGAAGCAACUAAACUAGCU